This is a messenger RNA of Athalia rosae (coleseed sawfly), 2111 nucleotides long. It is a transcript of the gene Nmt, whose product is annotated as glycylpeptide N-tetradecanoyltransferase 2. Bases 3 to 1451 code for a protein of 482 amino acids. The record is from RefSeq and is a predicted model, not a curated record. Gene Ontology annotation, biological process: N-terminal peptidyl-glycine N-myristoylation. Lineage: Eukaryota; Metazoa; Arthropoda; Insecta; Hymenoptera; Athaliidae. Gene Ontology annotation, cellular component: cytoplasm. The transcript has 8 exons. Gene Ontology annotation, molecular function: glycylpeptide N-tetradecanoyltransferase activity.
GUAUGGAAGGGAUGAAAACUGUAAUCUAUAUUAAAAUGGAGGAUAAAAGUCAGGUUGUGGAACCGAAGGCUGAAAAAGGGGAGAUUCUCGAUAAGGAUGCAAAGUCCGAAAGCUCGAAAAGACGAAAUCGUAGAAAGAAGAACCAGGCUGCAAAUGCCGCGGGGAACGAGCAGAAUAAUGUCAGUGAAUCAGAGGACUCUAAGAUCGCUAGUAGCUGCAACAUCUCCAUCAAGGACAUUCAGAUGGCAAUGGAAGUGUUCAACAUGCAGCAAAAACCAGCCAAGACCCAGGAAGAAGCUUUACAAAAGCCGUACCAAUUCUGGAGUACUCAACCCGUGCCGAAAAUGGAUGAAAAAAUCGUUUGCAAUGAACCAAUAGAAGCCGAUAAAACCUACAUUAGAGCAGAGCCGUAUUCUUUGCCAGCUGCUUUUCAGUGGGAUACUCUAUCUCUUGAUGAUCCGCUAGUUCUAACUGAAUUAUAUUCUUUGCUAUCUGAAAAUUACGUCGAAGAUGAUGAUGCGAUGUUUAGGUUCGACUAUCCUCCUAAUUUCAUUAAGUGGGCGUUACAGCCACCUGGAUGGCGAAAAGAGUGGCACUGCGGUGUUCGUGUUAGUAAAAGUGGCCGUCUAGUCGGUUUCAUAUCAGCCGUUCCGGCGACUCUUCGCGUCUACAAUCACUGUCAACGAAUGGUGGAAAUCAACUUCUUGUGCGUCCACAAAAGACUCAGGUCGAAGAGGGUAGCACCGGUUCUAAUUCGUGAAAUUACGCGGAGAGUCAAUCUCCAGGGUAUUUUCCAAGCCGUCUAUACAGCUGGUGUUGUUUUACCAAAACCAGUUAGUACUUGCAGGUACUGGCAUCGAUCCCUCAAUCCAAAAAAGUUGAUAGAAGUCAAGUUCUCUCACUUGUCUCGGAAUAUGACGAUGCAGCGUACUCUGAAACUGUAUAAAUUACCAGAUACCACAAAAGUAACUGGAUUCAGAAAAAUGCUGUACACAGAUGUAGCUCAGGCCCAUGAAUUAUUAGGUCGCUACCUUCAAAAGUUUGACCUGGCGCCGGUUUUCUCAGUGGAGGAAUUUCAGCAUUGGUUCCUACCACAGAACGACAUUGUGGAUAGUUUUGUUGUCGAAAAUGAUGGAAAGGUAACGGAUAUGGUCAGCUAUUACACUCUCCCGAGUACAGUGAUGCACCAUCAGCACCAUAAGAUACUAAAGGCCGCCUACAGCUUUUACAAUGUAUCCACAGUCACGCCCUGGCUGGAACUUAUCACCGAUGCUUUGAUUUCCGCACGCAAUCUUGGGUUUGACGUAUUCAAUGCCCUUGAUCUCAUGGACAACAAAGAGUUCUUGGAGCCGUUGAAAUUUGGAAUUGGGGAUGGAAAUUUGCAGUACUACUUGUAUAAUUGGCGUUGUCCAAGUAUGCCUCCUGGGAAAAUUGGCCUGGUUCUUCAGUAAAGGGAGAAAAUAGAGCGUUGGAGGUUUACCAAAUUUUGUACGGAUAUAUAUAAAGUUACAUCGGAUCCAGUUAGUCGACGUUGAGGUGGUCGGGCGUACGUAAUCAUCUGAAAUCGUUGAAAGUGUAGCGGAGAUGCAUAACGAGAAUAUUUAUGUUUGUUCAUAGCGAACUGUGAACGGCAGAAGUUAUACAGCAAUGUUUUGCUAACGUUGUCAACAUUUUUUACUAUCAAAUUACAAAUAUUUUUCGCAAGUGAUUUAAGAAAAUAUGUUUUCUUACGCGAUAGUGUAAUGGAUUUAUGUGUCUAGAAAGCGGUCCCUUGAUUAUUUUGGAUGUGUCUAACUAUAAUCACCGCCGACUAAAUAAAUCUAGUUUUUUAAUUUAGAAAAAAAAGGCGUAAUCAAUACGUGAUGACAGCUAUAAUGGAGAAAGAGAGAUAUCUCAUUUUGCAUAAUAAUUGAUUAUUAGACAAUGUAGAUAAAUACCAUAAUUAAUACAAAAUAAUUAAUAACCUUCGCAAAAUUCGUCGUACAACCUUCUUUGCUCAGUCAGUAAAACGUCCAAGAUCCGAAUGAUACAACAAUGUAAUAAUUUAUUGUUCCUAGGAAUGUGGACGUAUUAUUACAAAAUGAGGAUAAAUAAAACGUUUUAAAAAAUUA